This is a messenger RNA of Dioscorea cayenensis subsp. rotundata (Guinea yam), 594 nucleotides long. Its product is annotated as histone H3.2. Gene Ontology annotation, molecular function: structural constituent of chromatin; protein heterodimerization activity; DNA binding. The coding region runs from base 57 to 467 and encodes 136 amino acids. The transcript has a single exon. Lineage: Eukaryota; Viridiplantae; Streptophyta; Magnoliopsida; Dioscoreales; Dioscoreaceae. Gene Ontology annotation, cellular component: nucleosome. The record is from RefSeq and is a predicted model, not a curated record.
AUCGUCUUCAUCCUCAUCGUUGGCAAUCACUAGAUCUGAAACCCUAGAUCGUUGCGAUGGCGCGUACGAAGCAAACGGCAAGGAAGUCCACCGGCGGGAAGGCGCCGAGGAAGCAGCUGGCGACGAAGGCGGCGAGGAAGUCUGCGCCGGCCACUGGAGGAGUGAAGAAGCCGCAUAGGUUCCGUCCUGGAACCGUUGCGCUUCGUGAGAUCCGGAAGUAUCAGAAGAGUACUGAGCUUCUGAUCCGAAAGCUGCCGUUCCAGCGCCUUGUUCGUGAGAUCGCUCAGGACUUCAAGACUGACCUCCGAUUCCAGAGCUCUGCUGUUGCGGCCCUGCAGGAGGCUGCCGAGGCUUAUCUUGUGGGUCUCUUUGAGGACACGAACCUUUGCGCCAUUCAUGCCAAGAGGGUUACCAUCAUGCCUAAGGACAUUCAGCUCGCUCGCCGUAUCCGUGGGGAGCGUGCAUAACCGUAGAUCUCUCAUUGUUGCUUUUGAAGUUUAUGCAUCUGUUUGUGUUCGUCCAUGUCAUGUAUAGGAUGUAGGGUUUGUUUGAUGUCAGUGUUUGAUUAAUGAAUGAUUAGUUGAGUGAUCUCAA